This is a messenger RNA of Scomber japonicus (chub mackerel), 1081 nucleotides long. RefSeq names its product proteasome 20S subunit beta 10 (gene psmb10). The record is from RefSeq and is a predicted model, not a curated record. Gene Ontology annotation, cellular component: proteasome core complex. The transcript is spliced from 8 exons. Lineage: Eukaryota; Metazoa; Chordata; Actinopteri; Scombriformes; Scombridae. The coding region runs from base 106 to 942 and encodes 278 amino acids.
ACUAAACCCAUGAAAAGCGCUGACACACUGGCAGUCAGCAGGGUUUUAUUUUAACCCUCAGCUCAGUUUUUUACCCCUCAGAUUCAUCUCCCUUCACACGUAAAGAUGCUCCACAGUCUGAAGCCCUGUGAGAUGGAGGCUGGAGGUUUCUGCUUUGAAAACAGCCGCAGAAACACAAUGUUGGAGUCCAGUUUCUCAGAGCUCGGCUACAAAGUUCCCAACGCCAGAAAGACGGGGACGACCAUCGCUGGUAUCGUUUAUAAGGAUGGCGUGAUCCUGGGAGCAGACACCAGAGCAACAGACGACAUGGUGGUGGCCGACAAAAACUGCAUGAAGAUUCACUACAUCGCUCCCAAGAUCUACUGCUGUGGCGCCGGCGUGGCUGCAGACGCAGAGGUCACCACACAGAUCAUGUCGUCCAACGUGGAGCUGCACACACUCAACACCGGAAGGCCUCCUCUGGUCGCCAUGGUAACCAGGCAGCUGAAACAGAUGCUGUUCAGGUACCAGGGUCAGGUGGGUUCAUCUCUGAUCGUUGGAGGAGUGGAUGUGACCGGAGCUCACCUGUACAGCGUUUAUCCACACGGCUCCUACGACAAGCUGCCCUUCCUCACCAUGGGUUCUGGUGCUGCAGCUGCUGUCGCUGUGUUUGAGGACAGAUUCAAACCAAACAUGGAGCUGGAGGAGGCGAAGCAGCUGGUACGAGACGCCAUCGCCGCUGGGAUUUUCUGUGAUCUGGGUUCAGGCAGCAACGUGGAUCUGUGUAUCAUCACUCAGGCCGGGGUCGAGUACCUGAGAGCCUACGACAAGCCCACCACCAAGGGCAAGAGGGAGGGACAGUACAGGUAUAAGCGCGGCACCACGGCCGUCCUCACCAAAACCGUGACCCCGCUGACUCUGGAUGUGGUCGAUGAAUCAGUUCAGACUAUGGAGACUGAAUAAAAGACUUCUAUUCUCCAGAUGUAGCUGUGCAUCAGUGUACUGGAAACAGGAAAAGUGUGAGGUCACAUGAUUCAUAACUGGUUGUUUAUCAUUGUUAAGAAAGUAGUUUUUCCUUUGACAUCAUAGUUUUAUGAAUAAA